Molecule: messenger RNA, 5508 nt
Organism: Syngnathoides biaculeatus (alligator pipefish)
Lineage: Eukaryota; Metazoa; Chordata; Actinopteri; Syngnathiformes; Syngnathidae
Product: mucin-19-like
Cellular component (GO): extracellular matrix
Molecular function (GO): protein binding
Source: RefSeq, a predicted model, not a curated record
AUGGUAAUCAACUUGCCGCGACCAGUCGCUUGCAGGACCUUCGGCAGCGGAGUGGUCCGGCCCUUCGACGGCUCCACCUACUACCUGCGCUCCACCUGCCGGGUCACCCUCAGCCACUUCACCCACAACCGCGUGGAGUGCGACGUCAGCGCCUGGCGGGGACGCAGCGGGCUCCUGGCUCAAGUUGAGAUCACCAUCAAUAAAAUCCAGACCGUCUUGAAGGAUGGAAGCGUCCUGGUGGAGUCCACAAAUGUCUCGCUUCCGUAUGACAACACCUACCAGCACAUCUUCCAAUACGGCAUCUACACCAGGCUGAGGAGUACGUUGCUUCCGCUGACGGUCACCUGGCACAGCGCACCUGAAGGAAUAGACGUGCUUUGGGUGGAGAUGGAGGAAUUACCCGCAGACAUGAUUGGACUAUGCGGGAAACACAACAGCUCCAGCGAUACGCAGGAGCUGAUUAUUGACAACGUGCAUCAAGACGAUAAAUGUCAAACCAGAGAUUUAGUUCCGGUCGGGAAUGCGAUAUGCAAAGAUUUCAUAUCCUACCUGUUAGAAUGCCUGAAUAUGGAGAGCCUUCAUUACGUUCAACUGUGCGAGAAGAACGCUUAUCUUUACGAGGAAAGCAUGGAGGUCUUCUGCCCGUUCUUCAAAGAGCUCGCCAACCGGUGUGGAGAGCAGAGUCCGGUUUGGAGUACAUGGCGAGAGCUCACCUCUUGCAACAAACCGAGGUGCCCGGGAGACCUCGGAUAUGAAGAACACGGGCCUGCGUUUAUCCCCAGCUGCUCAAACCCCAAAUCCUCCAACCAGGACCUCACCGAUUCUUGUGUCUGCGCAGACGGUCUGGUGUUAAAUGACCAUGCAGCCGGUUUCCAGUGCAUUCCGCUGUCCGGGUGCCCUUGUGUCUUGGCUGGCGCGACCUACCCGGCUGGGGUCACACGCAGCACCAAGUGUCAGUCAUGUGUUUGCAACGAUGGGAAGUGGUACUGUGGCGAAAACCACUGCCCGGCCAGAUGUGUUAUCGAAGGGCCAUACGUGACAACGUAUGAUGGGAAGGAAUACAUCGUCCCUGGCAGAUGCACAUACGUCGCCUCACAGGGUGAAAACUGGUCGCUGCUGAUUGAGUACUCGGAAAAGGGAGCCUUUUUGAAAGCCGUCGUUCUCAAGCUUUUCCAGGUAAAAGCCGCUAAAAUCCAACAUUUGGUGACUGAAAUUCUAAAGCCGACAAGAGUGCUGGCUCACCGCUCAGCUCACGCCACCGUUUUCUGGCAAUCGUCCGCAUACGUGCACGUGAGCACAUCCUUCGGUGUGGCGGUCCAACUGCAGAUGUCCCCCGAGAUGCAGCUCUACAUCACGCCGCCUGCCAACAACAGGGAGAAAAUAUCAGGUCUUUGUGGAAACGCCAACAAGGACACCACAGACGACUUCACAGCCAGCAGCGGGAUCGUUGAGAACUCGGCACAGAUGCUCGCAAAGUCAUGGAGCGUCGGUCCCUGCGAGCACAUCAUCGAUCAGUGCGUCAACAUAAACUACGAAAAAUUUGCCGAUGAGCAUUGCGCCGUGUUGACGGAGCCGAGUGGCAUAUUUGGAACGUGCCAUCCUUACGUAGCAGUUGCCAAGUACCACAAGGCUUGCAUCAGAAGAACGUGCACCUGUGUAACCACGGCGGUGAGUUUACAAGAGUGUUUGUGCGUCGCUUUGGGGAGUUACGCGAAGGCCUGUGCAGAUAUGGGCGUGCCAGUAGGUGACUGGAGGGCGACGACUAACUGCAUCGUGACCUGCGAAAAGAACCAAGAAUUCUCCUAUGACACGCACGCUUGCAAUCGCACGUGCCGCCCCCCGGCGGGGCCCGACCCCCGCUGUCAGCCGAGCGGCGGCCCAGUGGACGGCUGCGGCUGUCCCGAAGGCACCUACCUCGACGGCGACCGCGGCUGCGUAUCCGAGGCCGAGUGCCCGUGUCACUACCGAGGCGUCCCGCUGCCACCUGGACCCGUUCUAAUUGACGGGAGACGAUGCAUAUGUGAGGAUGGAGCGUUAGCAUGUCCUCCGGUCUGCAGUCAGGAUUUUCAGGGUUGCGCCGAUGGGAAAAUAUGUAUUCACUGCUCGGAGCACGAAGUUAAAAUGGUGCAAAAAACGUGUGACAGCCUCAGUAAACCAAAGCCUGCCAACACAUCCUGCGAAAGUGGCUGCUACUGCCCGCGUGACCAGUAUGAAGAUCACACCGGAAACUGUUCCCUCGACCACUGCACCUGCGUGUACAGCGGCAGAGUGUACAGCGCCGGUCAGACAGUCAAGACCAACUGCAAAACAUGCACUUGCAGCCGGGGCCAGUGGCAGUGCAAAGACCGGCCCUGUUCUGAGAAGUGUCAAAUAUUUGGGAAUGGACACAUUCAGACAUUUGACUCCAAAUGGUACCGCUUUGACGGACACUGUCAAUACACCCUUGUUGAGGAUGACUGUGGAACUGAAAACGGCACCUUUUCUGUCCGAGUGGAGCGUGUCCCGUGCUGCGACGAGGCGCUCACCUGCUCCCGCACCGUCACGGUGGAGCUAAAGGGCUACGGCACGCUGACGCUGAGCGACACGGCGGGUCCCCGGUAUCUUCACCGGGCCUCGCCCCUGCCGCAGAGUCCGCUUUACACCGUGCGCACCGUAGGGCUCUACAUCGUGGUCUCGGUGCCCAGCAGAGAGUUGACUCUCAUCUGGGACAAACACACUCGGAUCACCGUGGAGCUGACGUCCACCUGGAGAAACCGAGUAUGCGGCCUCUGUGGAAACUUCGACUCCAGCGAGAUGAAUGACCCUCAAAUGAUUGGCUCCGAACUUACGGAAAGCCCCCAGUUAUGGAAAACAGCCGAGCCUCCGUGUUCCGAAGCGAGCGCUGACAUGUUCCCGUGUGAACGCAACUCCUACUGCUUUGCCUGGGCCCAGCGGCGCUGCAUGAUCUUGACCGGCGAGACCUUCAGUGACUGCCACCUCAACGUGGACCCAGAGCCGUACUACCAGAGUUGUGUAGAAGAAUCGUGCUCCUGUGAGUUUGAAGGAAAGUUCCUGGGCUUCUGCACGGCUGUGGCGGCCUACGCCGAGGCCUGCAGUGACAGCGGCGUCUGCGUGAAAUGGAGAACGCCGGACUUGUGUCCGGUCUACUGCGAUUACUACAACAAGGAGGACGAGUGCACCUGGCACUACGAAACCUGCGGCCACGAAAGAACCUGCGGCAGCCACUCUUCCCUAAAACUGGAAGGUUGCUAUCCCAGGUGUCCUGAAGAAGUGCCGUACUACGAUGAAAAUAUCGGCGAAUGUACUAAAUUGAUGAACUGCACCUGCUAUUUCAAUCACACCAUCAUCCAGCCGAGGGCUGCCGUAACAAUACAAAGAACCGAAUGCUUUUGCAUCAAUGGGGAAAUCGUUUGUCCGCCACCGCCCUCCACCACCACAGAAGCGACACCCACUGCGAGUACGCCAGCGUCCACCGGGUUGCCCACCACUUUGGCCACAAAUGGGACUACUUGGCCUACGACGACAAGUGAAUCUCCUGAACCAACAAAAACAACCAGAAUGGAAACCACUACCGUGUCUACAACCAAUAAUCCACCAACGACGACAUUCCCAACAACCCCCGAUUGUGAGUGCCUCGACCCGAUGCAGAAGAAGCGCUGGCUGUGCGGCCAGACGUGGACUGAAAACUGCAUCCAGAGGAAGUGCACCGCGGACAGGAUCGAGUUGACCCCAGUGGUUUGUCCAGAAACUAAAAUUCCCAACUGUCCCAGAGGACGAGCUGUAAAGAUCUCGGACGGAUGCUGUGAAAUGUGGACGUGUGACUGUAAGUACCUUUUAUUAUUUCUAGUGACCGUGCAUUUUAACGAUGUGUUCCUCUCCCUUGUAGGCGUCUGCCACAUAUACGGCGACCCGCACUACGUCUCUUUUGGAGGUGUGCCUUUUAACUUCCUGGAAGAAUGCACCUAUAUCCUAAUGCAGGAGAGAUCACCGCAGCAUCACCUGACCAUCGCCGUGGACAAUUUUGACUGCAACCUCGCCGGUUCGUGCAUCAAAGGCAUCAUCCUGAACUAUCGCAACAACACGGCUCGGCUCACCGUCAACCAGGACUCGUCGGUGGUUCAGGCCUUGUUGAAUAAUGUGACCGUAAAGCCGCCGUAUGAAGAACUCGGGUUCAGGUUUGAGACCACAGAGUACGCAGUGUCAGUACACCUGCCACUCGUACGCUCUUACGUCUCCCUCACGCCGUUCCACACCCUGGUGAUCAGUUUGGCCAUGGAGCAUUUCUUCAUGAACACUGCGGGCCAAUGUGGUGUGUGUGGUGGGGAUUCCUGCAUCCGAAGAGGCGGCCGGAUCGAGAGAGACGACUGCUGUGAUCAGACCGCCUAUGACUGGUUGUACCCUGACCCAACGAAGCCGUCUUGUAUUUCUGGACAGGAUGUCCCAUGUCCCCCGCCGUGGCCGACUAUCUUACCCACUCCCCCAACGCCCUGUCCUGAAAGUUGGCUCUGCCAGCUUUUCGAUCACCAAAUGUUUGACAGCUGCAAAGAGCUAGUGAAUUUGGAGCUUCUGAAGAAAAACUGCGAGAUCGACUCCUGCGGGACUCCGGACUUUGCGUGUUCCUCCCUCGAGCAUGCUGCCAGCCAGUGCCAGCAUUUUGGCAUCUGUAUUGACUGGCGAAUCCUCACAAAUGGAUCGUGUGAUGUGAAAUGUCCAAAAGACUUGAUCCACAUGGAAUGCCAAAAUAAGAUGGAUGACUUCUGUUUUGGAGGAGCACGUAAUCCAGGAGCCCCUCUCGAGGUCAACAGCGCUGGGUGCUUCUGUCCGAAGGGUCAGCUCAGGGCUGGAAAACACUCAGACAACUGCGUGCCUGAUUGUUUAUUCUGCCAAGGACCCCUGGGUGAGCCCAGAUGGCCCGGUGAAGUGUGGCAGGUCAACUGCUACUUGUGCAAGUGUAACAAUCAAACACGGACAGUGGAGUGUACCCCCAAACAGCGGCAGACAGCCAAAUGCGGCCCCGACGAGGUCCCGGAGACCAAAUGCUGCGGUGAUCAGAUUUGCAUUGAGAAGACGUGCAGUUACAAUGGCACAACAUACAAGGUGGGGGAGACGUGGAAAAACAGAACUGAUCCGUGCGUGUCAUUCCGUUGUACUCAAGACGCCAUUCAAAUGGAAACCCAACUCUGCCCCGUUGAAGCUUGUGUCGAGAAAGACAGAACAUGGGAUCAACAAGGCUGCUGUUUUACAUGUAACCAGGGAUGCGCUCCAAAGGCGUCCAGUAUAAACAUCACCGUGGACAACUGCACCGCAACGAUGGAGAUCCCCGUGUGCCAGGGCCAGUGUGUUUCGGAAUCAAGGGUGUUGCUCGCGGGGGACCUCCAGGUGGAGCCCAAGUGGCUGUACUGCAAGGAGCUGACCUCGGAGAGCAGGUCGAUGACGCUGCAAUGUUCGGACUUGACGAGCAGACAUUUCACCUACAAGCACAUCACCAGCUGUGGAUGCCAAACCUAA